AUGCUUCGCAUCCUCAUGCAGCGCGAUGGUGGCUGGCAAGCACGGCGUAUCCAUUGGCGGCGGUAUGAACUGUCUGGCACAUUUGGGCCCAUGGCGAGCGCCUUCAACAUCUGUUCUUUAGCGCAAACCUGGCGGAUGACGCCUUCGGGACAGAACGUUACAGAUCCAAAAUGGGCCGUCGCAAUCAACGCGGUCUCGCUAUUUUUCGCGCUUGUCGCCAAUCUGGCUCUGUCGCUUAAUAUGGCGCGGAGAAUCCGUUUCGCAGUUGCGCAACCAAUCAUCAUCGCUGGUUGGUAUGUAUCAUCAGGACUGCUGAUCGGUAUUCUUAUUCCCUUUGGCGUUCUCAUGUACAACACCGAAAACGACGGGCGCAUUUACACACAAAGCUAUUUCUAUGCAACUUUUGCAGCUGGUUUGUACUUCAUCAUUGCGUCCAUGAUGGCAGUAACUGCUUGGGGUGCCUCCAAGGGCCACUAUAGUCGAGAGUUCAAAUUGACGACGAGUCAGCGGACUUUGAUGCUCCAGACUAUCGUGUUCUUCAUUUAUUUGCUUGGAGGCUCCGCGGUUUACGCAAAGAUAGAGGGAUGGAGAUUUUUGGAUGCUGUCUACUGGGCCGACUUCACUUUGCUCACCAUUGGCAUUGGCAAUUUCGCUCCUGCAACGCACCUAGGACGUGGUUUGCUGUUUCCAUAUGCUGUUGGGGGCAUCGUGAUUCUCGGUCUCAUUAUCUCGUCGAUUCGAACCUUGACGCUAGAGCAUGGUCGUCAAAAGAUCUCAGCUAUUUUGGCCGAUCGAACUCGACGCUUUCUUGUCAAAGAAGCUUCCUCGGACAAAAACCGCCUCUCUGGGUUGCUCCCAUCUCUGGACCCAAAUGAUCCAGUCAUUGCGCAAAACGAGCGUGAAAAACAUAAGCGAGAGUUCAUCACCAUGCGACGCGUUCGACAAGUCGCCGAAGUGCAGCACAAAUGGAUUUCAUUGGGAAUCUCAUUGACCACUUGGAUGACGCUAUGGUUCAUUGGUGCAGUGGUUUUCUGGCGCUCGGAGUCAUAUUUCUCUUGGUCGUACUUUGAAGCUCUCUAUUUCUCCUACACAACGCUCUUGACUAUCGGAUACGGCGAUAUCUACCCAGUAAGUAGUCUGGGCAAAGCAUUCUUCGUCUUUUGGUCUCUCCUCGCCGUGCCAUCAAUCACAAUCCUAAUCUCCAAUAUUGGCGACACCAUCAUCCGCUCCAUUCGGGAUGUGACCAUCUUUCUCGGAGAAAUUACCAUUUUGCCCGGCGACGAAUCAUUCCAUGACCGCGUCAAGGCAAUUUUCCACACCUCCUGGACAGACAAGUGGCUCCAAGAAACGAUCGGUGAAAGUGACGACGGCCAAGACAUUACAAAAGGAACAGGUCGUCGCAUCGACCAAGCCAACGGCACAGAUCGAAAAGGCCCAGAAUCUGAAGAACACAAAAAAGAAGAACGCGCCCGCGACCGCGGUGAUGUUGUCGCCGAAAAUCUUCAUCAUUACCACUACCUCCUCUUCCGCGAAGUUCGCAAAAUGACAGAUUAUGCCAUGAGCAACACGGCCAAGCAGUUCGAUUACCUGGAGUGGGAAUACUAUCUCGACUUGAUCUCGGGCAAACACAAGCCCUCGGCGCCUUACAUUAAGGAUGACACUGAGAGUGAUGACGAAUCGCAGCGUGGACUACGUGAUUGGAGUUGGAUUGGUCGCAAUAAUCCUUUACUCGGAAAAAAGAGUGAAGUUCAGUGGUUACUUGGCGCGUUGACCGAUGCUCUGGAUCGCGAAUUGAAAAAGGCGAGUCGGGCUUACCAUUCACCGGAUUCUAGUGAUGAGGGGGCAAAUGGGUUGGAAGUGGCAGAAGAUCGAAAAUCUACUUCUGGUGAUCAGGAUCGGACAUCAGGGGCAGCCACUCCAUCUGAUUAA
Messenger RNA from Penicillium maclennaniae, 1929 nucleotides. RefSeq names its product potassium channel family protein. Gene Ontology annotation, biological process: stabilization of membrane potential; potassium ion transmembrane transport. Gene Ontology annotation, molecular function: potassium ion leak channel activity. The record is from RefSeq and is a predicted model, not a curated record. NCBI's taxonomy places the organism in Eukaryota, Fungi, Ascomycota, Eurotiomycetes, Eurotiales, Aspergillaceae. Bases 1 to 1929 code for a protein of 642 amino acids. Gene Ontology annotation, cellular component: membrane. The transcript is spliced from 3 exons.